Messenger RNA from Tyto alba (common barn owl), 3479 nucleotides. RefSeq names its product SRY-box transcription factor 10 (gene SOX10). Lineage: Eukaryota; Metazoa; Chordata; Aves; Strigiformes; Tytonidae. The record is from RefSeq and is a predicted model, not a curated record. Gene Ontology annotation, molecular function: DNA-binding transcription factor activity, RNA polymerase II-specific; RNA polymerase II cis-regulatory region sequence-specific DNA binding. Gene Ontology annotation, cellular component: nucleus. The transcript is spliced from 4 exons. The coding region runs from base 307 to 1698 and encodes 463 amino acids. Gene Ontology annotation, biological process: morphogenesis of an epithelium; peripheral nervous system development; neural crest cell migration.
GACCGUGUUCUGGCUCUGAGGAGUGCUUGGCUCCACCUUCCGCCCUUCCCUCCCCCGGUGCUAAGCAGCAAAGCCAGAUAGAGACAUCCAGCCGGGGUAUUAGUAAAAACCAAGCCUCCCUCUAGGAAUGGCACUCGCCUGAGAGCUUCCCCGCGCCGCGCGCCCCGACGCCGCUGGGGCUGGGAGGGAGAACAGGGGGGCUAUUGGGAUACAAAUCACAGCCCUUGCAGGAUCUGCCCGGCACACCGGCCAGCAACUGAGAAGAAGGACACUAAGAAGGAAGAGAGGCAGGGCUCGAGAGCAACGAUGGCUGAUGACCAAGACCUUUCAGAGGUGGAGAUGAGCCCGGUGGGCUCUGAAGACCACCACUGCCUCUCGCCAGGACCUUCCAUGGCGUCGGACAACUCCCCACAUCUCGGCAGCUCCGGGAACGGGGAAAUGGGGAAGGUCAAGAAGGAACAGCAAGACUCGGAGGCGGACGACGACAAGUUCCCGGUGUGCAUCCGUGAGGCAGUCAGCCAGGUGCUGAGUGGCUAUGACUGGACCCUGGUACCCAUGCCCGUCCGGGUCAAUGGAAGUAACAAGAGCAAACCCCACGUCAAGCGGCCCAUGAACGCCUUCAUGGUCUGGGCACAGGCUGCCCGGAGGAAAUUGGCUGACCAGUACCCGCACCUCCACAACGCCGAGCUCAGUAAGACCUUGGGGAAGCUCUGGAGGCUGUUGAACGAAAGCGACAAGCGGCCCUUUAUCGAAGAGGCGGAGCGGCUGAGGAUGCAGCACAAGAAGGAUCAUCCCGACUACAAGUACCAGCCCCGCCGGCGGAAAAAUGGCAAGGCCACUCAGGGCGAGGGCGAAGGCCAGGUGGAGGGGGAUGCUGGCAGCGCUGCCGCCAUCCAGGCCCACUACAAGAACGCCCACCUCGAUCACAGGCAUCCCGGCGAAGGGUCGCCCAUGUCCGAUGGUCAUCCAGAACACUCUUCAGGUCAGAGCCACGGGCCCCCCACACCUCCUACCACCCCUAAGACCGAGCUGCAGGCAGGCAAAGCCGACUCCAAACGAGAAGGGCGUUCUCUGGGGGAAGGGGGAAAGCCACACAUUGACUUUGGCAAUGUGGACAUUGGGGAGAUCAGCCAUGAAGUGAUGUCCAACAUGGAGACCUUUGAUGUCAAUGAAUUCGACCAAUACCUGCCGCCCAACGGACACGCCGGCCACCCAGGCCAUGUUGGGGGGUACGCGGCAGCGGCGGCUGCUGGCUACGGCCUCGGGAGCGCGCUGGCUGCAGCCAGCGGACACUCUGCCUGGAUCUCCAAGCAGCACGGAGUCUCCUUGUCCACUGCCACCUCAUCGGUGGUGGACUCCAAGGCCCAGGUGAAAACGGAGGGGUCCGCCCCUGGAGGUCAUUACACUGACCAGCCCUCCACCUCCCAGAUAGCUUACACAUCCCUGAGCCUGCCCCACUACGGUUCGGCCUUCCCCUCCAUCUCCAGGCCACAGUUUGACUACCCGGACCACCAGCCCUCGGGACCCUACUACAGCCAUUCCACCCAAGCCUCCGGCCUCUACUCUGCCUUCUCCUAUAUGGGACCUUCCCAACGUCCCCUUUACACUGCCAUCUCUGACCCUGCACCCUCCGUGCCACAGUCCCACAGCCCCACACAUUGGGAACAGCCCGUGUAUACGACUCUCUCCAGACCGUAGGGAAUGGGGAAUGGUGACCGAAGCAGCGACGGAAAGGCUCCGAAGAAUCAGCACAGGCAGAAGAGCCUCCGAACUCCGAGGUCACUCAGUGCCGUCCAGCCACCAGAACACACUGAGUAUACAGAAGUGCCUUUCUUGACCCCGGCUAUCGCUGGCUCACCCGCCUAGAGGAAGGUUUUUCGUCCUUUCGCCCUUUACCAAUUUCACGCAGGCCACGUCACUGGCUUGCAACACCUUAUUGGCCUUCUAGAUGAGGAGGAUUCUCGACAUGGAGUGACUGGUCCGUGGUGGGUUUCGUUGUGCGCACCCUGGACCGUAUGAUGAGAGAGACUGUCCUUUCCUUCCCCUCCCCAGACUGCUCCAGGGAGUAGUUAGCGAGUGUUUCCAACAGGCCACAAUGGCCAACACUUUGUCACCUGCUGCGGGUGAAGGGUGGUUGCUCAGCCUUGGUGAAGACGUUGUGGGAGGAGUAGUAGGGAAGACGGCACGGCCAGCCUCCUCGCGAUCAGCGUCGUGCAGCACUCCUGCCUGAGAUUCACACAUGCAUGAAUCUUGAACCCCACUGGAAGACCAACCUACGCUUGCUUCCCUGCUGACUUCCACAGCUGCGUCCUUGCUUUCCUCCCCGCCUCUUCCCUCCAUCCCGUCUCUGUUUAAUCCCACACUCUUUCCUGCAUGGAGAUUUUAAGGCUUGCCUGAACAACGCGUAGGGCUCAGGAACCACAUUGUUGGUCUUAGUGUUACUCAUAUCCCAGCCUGUGUGCGCAUGCGUGUUCAUGUAUGGAGGUGUGGGAGAGGUGGGGAAGGAGCAGUGUAUCAUUAAGGUGCUGUGGUCGAAUCCUCCUUUCUUACAAUUACUCUGUAUCGUUCAUUUAUGUCUGGCAUUUCUGGCAUCUCGGUCUUUUCUAAUCUCUUCAAUAUCCCCAACAACCUCUGAGCAAACUUGGUCCUUGCUCUCCCAUGUCUGACUGUGCUUGCCUGAAAUGAAGAGGCACCAAGAAAGCUACUAUGCACUGCCAACACCCUGAGUUGAUUCCAAUACUCUCUUUGAACCCCCACUCCAAACUCAGGCUGAUGGGGUGUGCAUCCCUGCUUGUUUGUUCAUCAUGUCUUCCAGUCAGUCGACACCUCCCUCCUACCUAUGCUGAGGAUGGAAAGAUGCUCUGCGGCUUUAAGCAAGGUAGAUAACACACCCAAUCUUGGACGAGUGCAAAGAAAAUAAGCCUGUUUAAGUGCAAAGGAAUUCGUUUUCCCCUUUGGGUUUCAAACUGGAAGCAACCAGCUCUCGCCGUCAGAUCAACCUCCUUUUUUUCAGUCCAACACCUGAGGACAGUCUGCUUACUUCUCCUUUGUCACCUCCAGGACUGGGGUGGUUUGUCAUGCCAUGGAGUGAACUGGCACAAAAGUUGCUGCAGGAAAAGAUGACUCCUGGCAACUGAUCGCGGAGACAUGUUGUGGGACCUUCCAAUGGAUAUUCCAGUCUAAAAGAUAAAAUACUUUGACCAAACGUGGACUGUGAUGGGUGCCGCUGUAUCCCUCUGCUGAUAUGACUGUCAGAUGCCCUUCCUGCCUCCCUUAGUUAUGGAUGACUUAUCCUUGUGGUGUCUGAAAAGAUCACGUAGAAUGUUUGCUCCUUGUACGCAUGUAACCUCUGCCAGCCCUGUCCCCUUAUUUAUGCAAGUAGCACCUUCCUCCCCCACCUCCCUUUCCCCAGUCUCUAUGCUGUCCUAGCACCAUUAACUCUGCAUUAAACAUAUGGAAUAAUAAACUUAAAAGUUUCA